UCCUGACUGCACAAUCUCGCAGAUUCAAGUGAAGUGAUAGAAACCAUGGCUUCCACCGUGCAAAAAUCAGCUCUCAUACUAUGCGGAGACUACAUGGAAGAUUACGAAGUGAUUGUGCCAUUCUUUAUGCUUCAAGCCUUCGGUGUCAGGGUUGAUUGUGCCUCUCCCGGCAAGCGUUCCGGUGAUAAAUGCUUCACCGCCAUUCAUGAUUACUUGGGCUUCGAGCACUACACAGAACUGCCGGGCCACUUUUUUCCUCUCAAUGCAAACUACGAGGACCUAAAUAUAGAAUUAUCCUACGAUAUCCUCAUAAUACCUGGAGGCAGGUUCACUGAGCUCCUCAGCUCCCAUGACGAGGUGGUCGAUAUGGUAAAAAGAUUUGGAGAAACAGGGAAGACUAUAGUCACUAGCUGCCACAGCCAACUCAUGUUGGCAGCAGCAGGACUCCUCCAAGGCAAGAAAUGCACCGCCUUCACCAGCAUGAAACCCAUCAUUGAGCUUGCGGGAGGCACCUGGUGGGAGCAGCCUGAUGUAGAAUCGGUUCUUGACAUUACUGCUUGUCUCAAGGACGACAACAUCGUGAGUGCCAUUGGGUGGCCAGCACACGGUGAAAUUAUGAGAGUUAUACUUGAGUCUAUUGGAGCCAAAUUUUCAACCUCCCACAUGAAAUCAGUACUGGUUGUGGUUGCGGAUUAUGUAGAAGAUUACGAGGCAAAUGUGCCAUUCCGGGCUCUACAAGCUUUAGGUUGCAAGGUUGAUGCUGUUUGCCCAAGCAAGAAAAAAGGUGAGAGCUGCGUCACCGCCAUCCACGAUGACGAGGGAGGCCAAAUAUGGGGGGAAAAGCGUGGCCAUAACUUCGUCGUCAAUGCAAAUUGGAGUGACAUAUCUGUAGAUAACUACGACUGCUUGCUGUUGCCUGGAGGCAGGGGCCCAGAGUUGCUGGUCAUGAAUGAGAAAGUGGUUUCUUUGGUGAAGGAAUUCGCUGACAAGAGCAAGAUCAUUGCAGCAAUUGGACAAGGGAAGUGGAUUCUGGCUGCUGCUGGUGUCCUAAAGGGAAAGAAAUGCGCAAGCAGCCAUGGACUGAAGGCCAUUGUAAAGGUGGCUGGUGGAGAAGUUGUGCAUUCUGAAGGGAGCCUGGCUCAUGAAACACUAGUGACUGCUAGUGGAUGGCCUGCUCUUGCAGGCUUUUUAGCUGAGUUAACUAGAGCCCUUGGCUUGUCUGUGGUGUUCUGACAUGGGGAAAGCUAGCUUCGUUUUCCUUGUGCUCAUGCUAUGUCAAAUUACGUAAUGUGUGUAAUGGUACAAUAAAGUUUGGGACUUGGUAAUCGUAUUGUCUGGAGAUUUGCAGCUUCACUGCUGAUGCUGGCUUUAUGAUCUCAAGUCUCAACGAGGGUUGUUUUAUUUAUUCCGGAUGUACUUAUAAAUAUUUUAAUAAUAUAAUUGUGGUUUAUUUAA
Messenger RNA from Manihot esculenta (cassava), 1455 nucleotides. RefSeq names its product DJ-1 protein homolog E. The transcript is spliced from 4 exons. NCBI's taxonomy places the organism in Eukaryota, Viridiplantae, Streptophyta, Magnoliopsida, Malpighiales, Euphorbiaceae. The coding region runs from base 46 to 1233 and encodes 395 amino acids. The record is from RefSeq and is a predicted model, not a curated record.